AGACAUCCAGCUGACGACUGACAGGUGUAGGUCUGUGACCAGGGGCUAUAAAUCCCACAGGUCAGCUCUCCAGCCACCCUUUGGGGAAAGACAAACAGUUGUGGGGAGCACUCAGGACCUGCCUUCAGUGAACCAUGGGGCUCAGUGACCAGGAGUGGCAGCAGGUCCUGACCAUUUGGGGAAAGGUGGAGUCCGACCUUGCCGGCCAUGGGCAUGAAAUUUUAAUGAGACUCUUUCAGGACCACCCUGAGACCUUGGAUCGUUUUGAAAAGUUCAAAGGCCUGAAGACCCCUGAUCAGAUGAAGGGCUCUGAAGAUCUGAAGAAACACGGAGUUACUGUCCUCACCCAACUGGGAAAAAUCUUGAAGCAGAAGGGUAAUCAUGAGUCAGAGCUGAAGCCCCUGGCUCAAACCCAUGCGACCAAGCACAAAAUCCCUGUCAAAUAUCUGGAGUUCAUUUCUGAAGUCAUUAUCAAGGUCAUUGCUGAAAAACACUCAGACUUCGGGGCUGAUUCCCAGGCUGCGAUGAAGAAGGCCCUGGAGCUGUUCCGAAAUGAUAUGGCCAGCAAGUACAAGGAGUUUGGUUUCCAGGGUUAGCACAUACGCACAGAGGAACACCACGAAGGAGGCCUGGCCAUGCAUCUUAGAAUAGCUUCCCCAGCACUGUUUUGAACUCUCACAAUUGGCCAUCCAAGAUGUGUGGGAAAGCUUUGAUGAGAGGCCAAGAGUCACUCCAGGCAGCAUAGAGGCACUCAGAGUGAUAUCUAUGAUAAACCGUUGUUUCUUGGCUUCAUGUAUACAAGAGAAAUAAUCUGCUUUCUUAGGAAAAAUAAUGUAUGGGGUUAUCUGUGAGCUUCUGC
Messenger RNA from Falco peregrinus (peregrine falcon), 859 nucleotides. It is a transcript of the gene MB, whose product is annotated as myoglobin. The record is from RefSeq and is a predicted model, not a curated record. Gene Ontology annotation, molecular function: heme binding; oxygen binding. Gene Ontology annotation, biological process: oxygen transport. Bases 135 to 596 code for a protein of 153 amino acids. The transcript is spliced from 3 exons. Lineage: Eukaryota; Metazoa; Chordata; Aves; Falconiformes; Falconidae. Gene Ontology annotation, cellular component: extracellular exosome.